AUGGGUUUCAUCGAGAAGCUUCAAGCCAAACUUGAGCUCUACCGCCUGGAGCAGCGCUACACUCGUCGUGAGAAGCGCACUACCUUCAUCAGCGAUGCGCAGUACGUGGAUGGCGAGUACAUCUACGCUUCCUCGCCAACCUCCUCCAAGUCCAUGUCGACAAACAACAGCAGCAGCAGCCGACGCUUCAGCAAAGUCCCUGGCGUCAAGAUCAAGGAAUUCGCUCGCGCUGGCAGGGCAUAG
Messenger RNA from Aaosphaeria arxii CBS 175.79, 243 nucleotides. RefSeq lists its product as uncharacterized. Lineage: Eukaryota; Fungi; Ascomycota; Dothideomycetes; Pleosporales. The record is from RefSeq and is a predicted model, not a curated record. The transcript has 2 exons. The coding region runs from base 1 to 243 and encodes 80 amino acids.